AAACAGGCCGUCGAAAUGUGGCUUUCUACUUUCAAAGCUUAACAUCGACGGCUUUUAACCCGCCCCCCCCUCCUCCUAAGGACCGAGUUAGACAGAUGCCUCCCAGCCCGAAAUGUUGUGCGGGACUGGAAAAAACAUUAGCGUUUUAAAACAAAGAAAAGUGUGGGAGGAAACGGCGAUUUCGGACUGCGUUUCUAAGCCCCGCCGACUAGGGAGCGCGUCCCGCAGAGCGCAGGCGACUUGCUCGCGAGGAGCCGCGGUCAGGAUCGCGCCGCGUGGCAUCCCGGGCGCCGACUUCCCUGCCCCUGGAUCGCGCCCUGGCCCGAGCCCACUUUUCCAGAUGCCCCACAGCGGAGAGAAAUAGUAGCAAUCGGGGGCCGUCCCGGCGGAGGAGCAGCGCGCAGGGCCGCCUGGCCAUUGUUCUGCGCCUUAUCUAACGGGAGCAAAUAUCCUGCCUGGGGUGUACCCCCCCCGCCCGCCCGCCCGCAGUUCCCGAUCCUAUUUCUGACGGCGCAGGCAGGAGCCCUUCAACGUCAGGCACGGAGCGGCCUCCUCGAGUGACUUCACUUCCCAAAAUUAGCAGGAGGGAAAAGUCCAUCCGGUGAAACGUCCCUCUUUCGUUUUGCUGCGAGGCGCCCCGAGAGAGAGAGAGAGAGAGAGAGAGAGAGAGAGAGAGAGAGAGACGAGCGCGCAGAGGAGCCGCCGCCGCCGCCGCCAGCCCGACGGGGGGUGGGACAGUCGGGGACCGGUCGGCGGGGCUUCCUCAGGUCGCAAACCGAAGCCGGGUCAAUGUGUGGACUAGCGGUGCCCUCGGCUGGGAAGCUGCCUCAAUGGACGGGACUAUUAAGGAGGCUCUCUCGGUGGUGAGUGAAGAUCAGUCACUUUUUGAUUCCACCUACGGAGCUGCAACGCACCUUCCCAAGGCAGACAUGACGGCCUCAGGGAACCCGGAUUAUGGCCAACCGCACAAAAUCAACCCGUUACCUCCUCAACAGGAGUGGAUCAAUCAGCCAGUCCGGGUGAAUGUGAAGAGGGAAUAUGAUCAUAUGAAUGGAUCCAGGGAAUCUCCAGUGGAUUGCAGCGUCAGCAAAUGCAACAAGUUGGUUGGUGCAGGGACAGAAUCCAACCCCUUGAAUUAUGGCACCUACAUGGAUGAAAAGAAUGGCCCUCCUCCCCCCAACAUGACAACCAAUGAAAGGAGAGUCAUCGUUCCAGCAGAUCCCACAUUAUGGACCCAGGAGCAUGUUCACCAAUGGCUGGAAUGGGCCAUAAAAGAAUAUGGUUUGAUGGAGAUUGACACCAACCUUUUCCAGAACAUGGAUGGCAAAGAACUGUGCAAAAUGAACAAGGAUGAUUUCCUCCGGACUACAUCUCUAUACAACACGGAAGUCCUGCUGUCUCACCUCAGUUACCUCAGGGAAAGUAGCUCACUGUUGUCUUACAACACAUCCACCCACACAGAGCCUUCCUCACGACUCAGUACCAAAGAAGAUGUCUCUUACGAUGCUGUCAGGAGAUCUGGAUGGGGCAAUAACAUGAAUUCCAGCCACAACAAAAGUCCACCAUUGGGAGGGUCACAAAAUGUGAGCAAAAAUCCAGAGCAGCAGCGGCCCCAGCCAGAUCCUUACCAGAUUUUGGGACCAACCAGCAGCCGUUUAGCUAACCCAGGGAGCGGACAAAUCCAGCUAUGGCAAUUUCUACUCGAGUUACUGUCAGAUAGCUCCAACGCCAGCUGCAUCACAUGGGAAGGAACUAACGGGGAAUUCAAGAUGACGGAUCCCGACGAGGUGGCCAGGCGCUGGGGAGAACGCAAGAGCAAACCCAACAUGAAUUACGACAAGCUGAGCCGAGCCCUCCGAUACUACUAUGACAAGAACAUCAUGACCAAAGUACACGGCAAGAGGUAUGCCUACAAAUUUGACUUUCAUGGCAUUGCUCAAGCUCUUCAGCCUCACCCAACUGAAUCAUCAAUGUACAAAUAUCCAUCGGAUCUGUCCUACAUGCCUUCGUAUCACGCACACCAGCAGAAAGUGAACUUUGUGCCUCCACACGUGCCUUCCUCUAUGCCUGUCACUUCUUCCAGUUUUUUUGGAGCUGCGUCGCCAUAUUGGACUUCCCCCACAGGAAGCAUAUACCCAAACCCCAACGUAUCGCGUCAUCCAAACUCCCAUAUGCCGUCACACUUAGGCAGCUACUACUAGAUGCUUUUCACUAUCUGUGGCCUUUCAGUUGGUUGUUCUCUUCCCUUCUUAGAUAUCUACGGACUUUUUGGUGGACUUCCAUCUUUUUGUCAUGGAGAAAAGCUGAGAAACUGGAUAUUGUUAUUGUUAUUAUUAUUAUUAUUAUUGGAGUAAACCUUUUUUAUUUUUGUGACUGUGCUUCUUCAGUCUCAAAUGGGCAGAUGGAUUUUCCGAUGGGCCAGUAUUAUAUAUAAUUAUAUAUUUUCUAUUUUGGUUCCAAGCCUUAUAUCCUCUAUUGGACCAAGUCGAGUGCUUUAGAGAUCGGUGGUGGUUACCAUCACUCCAACUCAUAACAGAUAAUGGAGAGCAUUGUCAAAGUCAAGGGGGAAACAGACUCAUGGGUCUUAGAAGAUGGAUGUUUGUUUGUCCCAGAAAAAUGACGGUUCUUUUUGUUGAGUUUGGGGAAGCGGAAGGAAGAUCCAAAUAUUGCUUGGAGAGGACAUGGUUUGGAGGAUCCAACUGGAAGCUAAGCUUUAAAGCCAACAAAGGCUCAUCUUUCACCCAACUGGAAAAAAAAGAAAUACACAUACAUAUAUAUAUAUAUAUAUUAUAUAUAUUCAUAUAAAUAAAUAUGUAUAUUUUAAGACUAUCAAGGGCAUUGAAGGGACCUGUCAAGAGCAUUGUGUUAUGUUUUGUGUCUUUUUUAAAAACUGCAGGAACAUCCAAGACCAAGAGGUGCGGGGAGGGGGGGGGGGUGGACUCACAAUGCAUCAAGGGCAGAUAUUCUUAUGAAUGCAGAAUGGGACUAAUAUAAAUGACAGCUGCUCCCAGUGCUUGGCUUCAGGGCAGGGAGUUGCGAAAACACAACUGAUUCACAAACGCUGUGCGUUUGUCAGACAGCCACUCAGAGGGUCAACCAAACCAGAAGGCAAUUUACUGUAUAAAUUAUGCAGAGUUAUGUUUUUACCUAUAUCUCACAGUGUUAAGAAAACGAUAAAAAAUUUAAACGAGUUGACCUCGGUCACAAAUGCAAGUUGUUUGGGUUUUUUUUAGUUGUUUUUUUACUAUCGGAUCCAUUGUUGGGGUUUUUUUU
Sphaerodactylus townsendi is the source of this 3273-nucleotide messenger RNA. RefSeq names its product Fli-1 proto-oncogene, ETS transcription factor (gene FLI1). Gene Ontology annotation, molecular function: sequence-specific DNA binding; DNA-binding transcription factor activity, RNA polymerase II-specific. Gene Ontology annotation, cellular component: nucleus. The record is from RefSeq and is a predicted model, not a curated record. Gene Ontology annotation, biological process: regulation of transcription by RNA polymerase II; cell differentiation. Bases 831 to 2201 code for a protein of 456 amino acids. Lineage: Eukaryota; Metazoa; Chordata; Lepidosauria; Squamata; Sphaerodactylidae. The transcript has 9 exons.